AAAACGUAGCAGUAACAACGGUAUUUUACGAGGAAAUUAUUUCCUCGUAAAUUUACAUAAGCUUUACAACGCAAUUACGACGCGACAUGACUUCGUCGUAAACUCGAUGGUAAUUUACGACGAAAUGUAUUCGUCGUAAAGUUAAUGUAAGUUUACGACGAAAGUACGUGGAAUGCAAAAUAGUUGUAAACGUUACAUCGACAUUACAACGAAUCAUGUUACCGUUACAUAAAGGUGAAAACGUGUAUUGAAAGUGCUUUAACUUACCUAAGUUCGUUGUAAACGCGUUGUAAAUUUUCCAUGUAAAAUCCAUGUAAAACUUACCAUAUUUCUCUAUAUAUAUGUCAUUUCCCACAACUCUCUUCCUCACAACACACAACUCUCUUCUUCUCGAACCACCAAUUACUAUUUCGAAGAUAACGAUAACGAACAUGAGUCAUUCGUCUUACGCCAUAUUGGAAGGAUCUUCUCUUACGCCACAAUCUGGAUGUCAUGCAUAUCGAGAAGAACUUUUUUGAGAACAUCAUGAAUACAUUACUUAACGUCCCUGGGAAGACAAAAGAUAACAAAAAGUCAAGGAUGGACUUACCUGAUAUUUGCUCAAGAAGUGAGUUACAUAUCAAGAGCAAUGGAAACGUUCCUGUUCCCAUCUUCCGGUUGUCAUCAGCAGCGAAAACAACCUUGUUUGACUGGGUUGCAUCGGAAGUUAAGUUUCCUGAUGGUUAUGUUUCAAAUAUGUCAAGAUGUAUUGAACGAGGUCAAAAGUUCUCCGGAAUGAAAAGUCAUGAUUGUCAUGUGUUUAUGCAACGACUGCUUCCAUUUGCUUUUGCCGAGCUCCUUCCAGCAAAUGUCCACGAAGCACUUGCAGCCAUCGGAGCAUUUUUCAGAGAUCUUAGCACACGUACGUUCAAAGAAGAAGUCAUCGAACAACUUCAUCAGAACAUUCCGAUCAUAUUGUGCAACCUGGAGAAGAUAUUUCCUCCUUCAUUUUUUGACGUCAUGGAGCAUCUAGUUGUCCACCUACCGUAUGAAGCAUUGCUUCGUGGACCUGUUCACAACGGAUGGAUGUAUCCGUAUGAGCGACAGAUGAAACAUUUGAAGGGGAAAGCAAGAAAUCUUGCAAAGGUAGAAGGUUCAAUAGUUGCAGGGAGUUUGACAGCCGAAACAUCUAACUUCACAUCAUACUACUUUGCUCCAACUGUUCGUACGAGAAAAAGAGUUCCUAGAAGAUAUGAUGAUGGUGGAGUACCGACAUCAUAUCCAAUUGAUGGUGUUCCUGACAUUUUCUGCGAAAUUGGACGGUUUGGUGGUAAAACGAAAGAAGUAUGGUGGUCAUGUGAAGAAGAUAAACAUAGUGCCCACACUUAUAUUCUGCUCAACUGCGAGGAUGCAAUGACCCGUUACUUUGAAAGGAUGUUUGUAUCUCAAGUUGAAGAAGCAAUACCAGGAAUAUCUGCAACUGAUGUGGAUACACGUAAAGAUAAGCACUUUGUCAAGUGGUUAAAAUCACAGGUUGAUUAUGACGAUCCUUAUUAUCCCGUAUGGUUUCAUGAAUUGGUUCAAGGUCCAGUUGCAAAGGUCACCACAUCACCUAUGUAUUUCACACGAGGAUUUACCUUUCACACAUACGAGUAUGGGAGACAUCGGGCAACGAGUAACUACGGAAUAUGUGUGAAAGGUGAAACAGACUUUUACGGGAUAUUGCAGGAGAUUAUUGAAGUGGAAUUUCCGGGGUUAUUGAAGCUAAAAUGCGUCCUCUUCAAAUGUGAAUGGUUCGAUCCUGUUGUGAACCGAGGGAUUCGGUAUAACAAAUUUGGUGUUGUGGAUGUCAAUUUUGGGAGAAGAUACAACAAAUUUGAGCCUUUCAUUUUAGCUUCACAAGCCGAGCAAGUUAGCUUCCUUCCUUAUCCUCGGCUUCGAACUUCCGGGAUAAACUGGGUAACUGCUAUCAAAGUUACACCUCGUGGACGCAUUGUCGUUGGAGAAGAACCGCCCUUGCAAGAAGAAGACGCUAUCACUGAAGUUGAGGUACCAGAACAACCAACUGAUGAAAUCCUUUUGAUCGACCCGCAAAACUUUCAAUAUGAAGAUAUUCCCGAAGAUGCGACAGAUGAAGCACGUGAAGACGAGUUCGAGAGAAGCGACGAUGAUGAUUGUAAUGAUAGUGAUGAGAACGAAAACGAUUUAGAGUGAUGUAAUAUAUGUAUCAAAUGUUGGAUUUCUCUAUUGUAAUAUUUUCUAAAAGAAAGAGUAAGAAGUAGUAUGAUAUAAGAUAUGAUGUUAGAUGAUA
This is a messenger RNA of Brassica rapa (field mustard), 2290 nucleotides long. RefSeq lists its product as uncharacterized. The record is from RefSeq and is a predicted model, not a curated record. Lineage: Eukaryota; Viridiplantae; Streptophyta; Magnoliopsida; Brassicales; Brassicaceae.